ACCAACUUGCCUCUCUCUCUCACACACUCUCUCUCUCUCUUUCAAUUCUCAAAUCAUAUGAAACCAAUUUGGGGGACAGAUUAGAAACACUAUCAACCCGUGACCUCCAAUUCUUCAAACUCUCAGUCAUGGCGAAUUCAAUCAACAGUUCAACCCCGACCGACGGAUCGGGCAAGCGGGUCCGAAAACCCUACACCAUAACCAAGUCCAGAGAGAGCUGGACCGAAGAAGAACACGAUAAGUUCCUCGAAGCUCUUCAACUGUUUGAUCGAGACUGGAAGAAAAUUGAGGAUUUUGUGGGUUCAAAGACAGUGAUUCAGAUUCGCAGUCAUGCCCAGAAGUACUUUUUGAAAGUCCAAAAGAAUGGUACAAUAGCACAUGUGCCACCACCUCGCCCAAAGCGUAAAGCGUCUCAUCCUUAUCCCCAAAAGGCACCAAAAAAUGUUUUAUUGCCACUGCCGGGGUCUAUGGCUUAUCCUUCAUCAGUGAACCCUCUUGCUCCCGGGUAUCCUUCAUGGGAUGAGACUUCCAUGCUUGUAAAUGCUUCAACCAGUGGAAUGAUGCCACCAGAAGAUGAAUUCAAUGUUCACGGAGUUGAAGCUGAUGUUGGAUCAAAGGGAGCUGCAAGGAUUGGCAACAGCGAUGUUGUUGAAAUUGGAAGUUCCAACAGAACAGUGCCAAACCAGAGCAAGCUAGGCUCAGUACUUCAUGGGUUGCCAGAUUUUGCUGAAGUAUACAGCUUUAUUGGAAGUGUCUUUGAUCCUGACACUAGUUUCCAUGAGCUGAAGCUCAAGGAGAUGGAUCCUAUUAAUCUUGAAACAGUAUUGUUGUUGAUGAGGAAUCUAAGUAUCAACUUGUCUAGCCCCGACUUUGAGCCAAUUAAAAAAAUGUUAUCAUCAUAUGAUGGCAGUACAAGGACUGCAGGGGUAACUACCGGCAGUUGUGCCAAUAACCUAAACGAUGUAUUAUGCUAAACUACAUCACUGUAGUUAUAUAUAUACUUUGUAUUUUAUAUGGGAAUUCUGUGACCACAUUCUCAAACAUGGAAAGCUCUAAUCUUUAUGGGUACGUUCCCAAAUAGGACAGGCCGCCAGUGUCCUAGACGUGUUCCCAAGUCCCGUUUUAAGCCGACGAUUUCUAGAGUGGGAGCUCAAUGUACCCAGAAAUGCUUCGGCUUCUCGUGGAUGAUGAUGAACCGUAUCAUUUUAGGCUGCGUUUGCAGCUGUGUUUGUCCUUGGAUGUAUAUCCAUCCACCUUCAAUUUUGUGCAGCACACACUCAUUUGAGGGUGUUAGAAAUAUUUUGCUUUUUUAACCCAAGCCAAUGCAGAGCUUUGGAGAGGAUUGAAUUCUCUGCUCUGAUGUUGAGAAUUGUGUAUUGCCCUGCCCUUUGUAGAGUAUGGUUUCAGAAUACAGUCUGCAAACCCCCCUGCCCAGUUACUAAGGUUGCUGGUGACAAUAUGCUUUGUUUCUUAUAAGUUAUAAUUACUGUGUAGAGAGAGAGUGAAAGAGAGAGGAGACUCGACAAAUGAUAAAGAAUAGGUCGUGCCCUGGACAUAUAUCUCUUCUAUAGGAACUGCUUUAGAUCCCUUCUUCUCCUACUUGUUCUUGUUUCUAAACCAAACAUGAGAUUGUUACUUUGUUAGUCAUGUACUCUUAUUCUUAUCCAUAAAAAUUCAAGGUGAUUUACUUUUGUC
Ipomoea triloba (trilobed morning glory) is the source of this 1695-nucleotide messenger RNA. Its product is annotated as protein REVEILLE 8-like. The record is from RefSeq and is a predicted model, not a curated record. Gene Ontology annotation, molecular function: DNA binding. Bases 129 to 974 code for a protein of 281 amino acids. The transcript has 9 exons. NCBI's taxonomy places the organism in Eukaryota, Viridiplantae, Streptophyta, Magnoliopsida, Solanales, Convolvulaceae.